AAGAAGAGCUUUUCCUCCAAUCACAGGCCGUGUCGCACACUCGAUACGCAUGCGCAGUAGAGCUCCUGUUUCAUGUGUAGUUCGACUCCGGUGGAGGUCACACGCAUCAGCUAAAAUCACAGGUUGCUGUCAUGGCCAAGCUGUUUGAGAGUAUUGGGAAAUUGGGGUUGGCCUUGGCCAUUGGAGGAGGCGUUGUGAACUCUGCCUUGUAUAAUGUUGACGCCGGGCACAGAGCUGUUAUUUUUGACAGAUUCAGAGGGGUACAAGACUCAGUAGUUGGUGAAGGAACCCACUUCGUCAUCCCUUGGGUUCAGAAGCCAAUCAUCUUUGACUGUCGUUCACGUCCACGCAAUGUGCCUGUCAUCACUGGCAGCAAAGAUCUGCAAAAUGUAAACAUCACACUCCGAAUCCUCUUCCGGCCGGUGACCAAUCAACUCCCACGCAUCUACACGAGCAUCGGAGAAGACUACGACGAGAGGGUACUGCCCUCUAUCACCACAGAGGUCUUAAAAGCCGUAGUGGCCCGGUUUGAUGCUGGCGAGCUCAUUACCCAGAGAGAGUUGGUCUCUCGGCAAGUCAGUGAGGACCUGACAGAAAGAGCAUCUACAUUCGGGCUCAUAUUGGACGAUGUCUCAUUGACACAUCUUACUUUCGGAAAGGAGUUUACUGAGGCUGUUGAAAUGAAGCAGGUGGCGCAGCAAGAGGCUGAAAGGGCUAGAUUUGUAGUAGAAAAGGCUGAGCAACAGAAGCAGGCCUCUAUCAUCUCUGCAGAGGGAGAUUCUCAGGCUGCCUUGCUCAUUGCUAACUCCCUGAUGGAGGCUGGCGAUGGUUUGGUUGAGCUGCGUAAACUUGAGGCGGCAGAAGACAUCGCCUUCCAACUGUCCCGCUCCCGAAAUGUUACCUACUUACCUUCGGGACAAGGCACACUACUUCAACUCCCCCAAUGAUAACUUCAUCUCCUGCUAGUGUUGAUUUUGGCCAUUGACUUUCCAAACUCCACACACCCCUCGCACUCUCUCUACACCAGAUUUUGGACUAUGCCCCUUUUAAAUGCAGCAUCACUGGAGAGAGUGAGAGGAGUACUGCGGUGGUCUUGUUUGAGGAAUAGAAGAGGAAUAUGCUAUGUAUGUCCAUAUGUAAUACUUCAUGGUAAACUCCAGAGUCAAAAUAAUUAAAUAAUGAGAAUUCUGACUCUUAAAAUGGCAUGUCAUUGCUAUUGGUCAUGUUUUACUCCAGUUUAAUCAAACUGUUCAAUGUUUGUGCUUUAAAUUUGGAUCACUCUUUAAAAAAAUAACUCAUUCAAAAACCUACUUCAGUUUCCAGGCUCUUAAAAAUGAUCUAGACUUACCAUACAGAUUGAAGGCUUUUUCUCUUUUUAUUAAUAUUCACAUAUCUCAAAUAAAAUGUGUUUCUACAUGUCCCA
Boleophthalmus pectinirostris (great blue-spotted mudskipper) is the source of this 1423-nucleotide messenger RNA. It is a transcript of the gene phb1, whose product is annotated as prohibitin. Bases 132 to 947 code for a protein of 271 amino acids. Gene Ontology annotation, biological process: mitochondrion organization. The record is from RefSeq and is a predicted model, not a curated record. Gene Ontology annotation, cellular component: mitochondrion; membrane. The transcript is spliced from 7 exons. NCBI's taxonomy places the organism in Eukaryota, Metazoa, Chordata, Actinopteri, Gobiiformes, Gobiidae.